Pocillopora verrucosa is the source of this 1927-nucleotide messenger RNA. Its product is annotated as DNA polymerase delta subunit 3. The record is from RefSeq and is a predicted model, not a curated record. Gene Ontology annotation, cellular component: delta DNA polymerase complex; nucleus. Gene Ontology annotation, biological process: DNA replication; DNA synthesis involved in UV-damage excision repair; DNA strand elongation involved in DNA replication. NCBI's taxonomy places the organism in Eukaryota, Metazoa, Cnidaria, Anthozoa, Scleractinia, Pocilloporidae. Gene Ontology annotation, molecular function: DNA-directed DNA polymerase activity.
CAAGAUGGCGGACGAAGAGGAGCUCUACCUUGCAAACCUUGAUGAAUUUGUAAACGAUGAGAAUAGAAUUGUAACUUACAAAUGGUUGAGUCGAACGUUGUCAGUAUCCGCAAACAGAGCGAAACAGAUGCUGUAUGCCUUUGUUCAGAAACAAAAGAGGUCUAAUUCUGGAUCUGAUAUUAAUGUAACUUACUUGAUUGGAGGAAGAUGUUCAGUGGAUGGAGAUAUGGUACAUAGAUUUGUUAUUACUCAGGAUGAAAAGCUAGAAGAAACUAAGAAGAACUUCUCAUUUGUGACUUCUUUACACAUCUACAGUGUACAGAAAUGUAAAUUAAAGGAUGCAAAUGCAUUAUACACUGUUGACUAUGAUGUACAGCAGCAGUAUGGCAGUGAAACUAAUAGGUGGAGCCAUAUCUACUGUUCAGCUGCAGUACCCCUAGCAGAUAAAGGUGUUAACAGGGGUACCCACCACGUGAAUGGGGCGACAGAUGGUCAUGGUACCAAAAUGACUAAUGGAACUGGUGAAGUACACUCAUCUUCAAGGGGAGCUUCUAAUUCAGCAUUUGACCAAAAAACUAAGACAGCAACUUCAAAGCCAAAGAAAGGACAGAUGCCAACCAUGGAGAUGUUCUCAGCAAAGUCUACCACUAAAAAUGACAAGCAUAUUGGUGAAAAUCCACCUGCUGAAAAAAAUGGAAGAGAUUAUCAGAAUGAUCAAACAAAGCCCAACAGUAGCAACAAAAGUGGUAGCAUGAUGUCAUUUUUUGGAAAAUCCAUAUCAGCAAAAAAAGUUUCAGAAAAGCCAAGCAGUACAGGAAAUGAGAAAGAAGUUAAUCGACACAAAGGCAAAAAGGCUUCAGACACUGCAGGAGAUGAGACAGAACUUAAACCAGCAAAAUCUCAAACAGCCCCAAAGAAACAAGAUCAAGCUGUGGAAAAUCAAAACUCAAAGGAAAGGGAAUUGUCCUCUGAGGAUGAGGAGGAACCUUUGCCUCCCAAAAUUUCCAAAGUUGUGAAUUCAAGUGCUGCAGGUAGCAAGGAUUCAAAGAAUGACAAGCAAAAGCAGAAAGAAGGAAAGCAGGUUGAUAUUUCCAAGAGCAAAGCGGGGAAAAAGAAAGCUGUGACAAAUGAAGAGUCAGACGAAGAACGAGAAGCUAAGCCAAAAAAACGACGAAAACGAACGAAAGAGCUUCCGAAAGAAGACAGCAGCGAUGAUGAGCAAGACAUGCCGAACAGGGACGUGAUCAAGAAGCUCCCCCCUGACCAGAGGUCUUCAGCCAGUGUCAGUCCUCCGCCACAACAGCUGCCUCAACAAACAGAGAGUGGAACAGCAAGGCGACGGAAGAGAACAAGGGCACUUAAAGAUAAAACAUACAUGAAUGAUGAAGGAUUUAUGGUUACCGAGAAAGUUUGGGAAACUGACUCAACCGAUGCAAGUGAUGGAGAACCUCAAAGAAUCAAUCCUACUGAGAAAGAGAAACAACCCUCCCCAGCAAAGAAAAUAAUCAAGAAGACCUGUGCAGAUGUUAAAAACAAAGCUGCUAGACAAUCGUCGCUGACAAGUUUCUUUAAGAAAUCGUGAAUAAAAACUUUCGGUACAUGUUUGGUUCCUGUAGAAUCAGUUAAAAGUACUCUAACAAAAUAACACUUAUCCAACACCUAAUCCUCUAUUUGUUUGGUUACCUGCUGCCACAAAUGGUAUUUAAGAACACGAAUUAUGUCAGUCUUUGUCAUGGAUGUCGUUGUGUUGUGUGACAUCAUCUCUGUUAACCAACAAGAAGUCAGGGAAAACGAAGUCUCCAGUAAAUGAGAACUCAUUCAUCUUGACCUCGCCUCUUUAUGAUGAAAGAUGCUAGCACAGCUUUCUGUGAUGUCGAGGUGCUAGUUGUAUGUAAGAGUUGUAAUAAACUUCCGUUUUUUGUCGAAA